This is a messenger RNA of Peromyscus californicus insignis, 809 nucleotides long. RefSeq names its product integrin subunit beta 3 binding protein (gene Itgb3bp). NCBI's taxonomy places the organism in Eukaryota, Metazoa, Chordata, Mammalia, Rodentia, Cricetidae. Bases 100 to 630 code for a protein of 176 amino acids. The record is from RefSeq and is a predicted model, not a curated record. Gene Ontology annotation, biological process: CENP-A containing chromatin assembly; regulation of DNA-templated transcription. Gene Ontology annotation, cellular component: nucleoplasm. The transcript has 9 exons.
CCGCAUCCAGUCCCCACUGCGCGGGCUUUUUACGCUUCCGCGUUUGCGGUUUCUCAGUUGGUUCUACCCAGCAACGGUGGCCCUUCCCAGAGUCCCGACAUGCCAGUUAAAAGAUCACUGAAACUGGAUGAUCAGUUUGAAGAAAAUUCAUUUAGUCCUUCAAAAAUCAGAAGGAAGAAAAGUAUUACAGCUUAUUCUCCAACAACUGGAACUUAUCAAAUGAGCCCAUUUUCUUCUCCCUCAACCCCCAAAGAACAUGAGCGCGGAAAAGGACCAUCAAAUGGAAAGAAGAAACUGAAUAACCUCAGCUCACCUACAAGAAAGGAGUCCACAGCAAAAGACAGUGAUGAAUUCAUGGUGUUGCUAUCUAAAAUUGAGAGAUCAUCAGAAAAGACCAUGGAGAUAAUGAAAAAAUUAAGUAGUAUACAGGCUUUGGAGAACAACAGACAACUUGAAGAUCUCAUUGGCAUUUCCCUAGUACCAUGUUUCUUAAAAAGAGAAGUGGAGAAAACCAGAGAACUAAUGACAAGAGUCACAGAGCAAAAGCUGUUUGAGAAGAAGAGUUCACGAAUUCCUCCCAGAGAACAUCAUCUUGACAGCUUUGAAUUCUUUAAAGCCAUUUUGAACUGAGUGUUACCUUCACUGUGUCAAUCUACAUGGGCACUGGUCAGCCUGUAAGGAUGCAGACCAGACUGAAAUGAAGAGUCAGUGACAGUAGACUGUUACGUUUACAACCCAUCUUCUAAUGGAGCUGAAAUGGAGUAUUUGUGGAUUUUUCUAAAUAGGAAAAAAUAAACGAGUCCAUUGUG